CAGGCUGUACGACGCGCAGGCGGAACAUCUCUGAACAGCAAACAACAAGCCAGCGGUUCUACAGACUGACACUUAUUCAACUUUAUUUCACUUGAAAGGCCUUUUAAAAACAUACUUUUUUAUAACUGUUUACACGGGCUUCUACCGGUUUGGGAUGUGACUUUUAGUGAGGACUUUUCGCCCAGGCGGAACAAUUGCUUUCCCGGUCAGACUUAUCUUGUGAUUGCUCACAUUUCAAAUCGAAGUCGUUAGUUUUUGAGGGACGACAGGUUCGUUACACUUUGAUGACAUUGUAAUACUUCUCUCAGUUACCUCUCGACCAUGGCGGAAGCAGCCCAGCAGCCACACCUGGUGGAAAUCGACCCUGAUUUUGAGCCUCUGUCUCGACCCCGGUCGUGCACUUGGCCCCUGCCCCGGCCGGAGUUCAUCAACCCGGGCGACUCCAACACAUCCUCGCCGGUGCCGUCUGUGAAGCAGGAGCCCGGCAGCAACGCAGAGUUCAUCAACAACCUGAGCCUGUUGGAGGAGAAUGAGGACUUCACGGAGCAGAAGCCUGUCAUCCUGUGCAAUGAUUUCCAGUGUCAGGAGAACUGCGUCCACCAGCAACCUCCACAUCAGCAGCAGCAGCAACAUCAUCAGCAUCAGCAGCAACACCCGAAUCCGCAACUCCCGCAUCAGCAGCAGCAGCAGCAGGUGCCUCUUCUCUCCACCCCGGUUGGCUCGUCGACCUCGGCGGCCGCGGCCGCUGCUGCAGCCGCUGCCCAGAGGAAGAGCAGCUCCUCCCGGCGAAACGCAUGGGGGAAUAUGUCAUAUGCAGACCUCAUUACCAAAGCUAUCGAAAGUUCUCCGGAGAACAGAUUAACUCUAUCUCAGAUUUAUGACUGGAUGGUGAAGAGUGUGCCUUAUUUCAAAGAUAAAGGAGACAGCAACAGCUCUGCGGGCUGGAAGAACUCCAUUAGGCACAACUUGUCCCUGCACAGCCGCUUCAUUCGCAUCCAGAAUGAGGGGACCGGGAAGAGCUCGUGGUGGAUGCUAAACCCUGAGGGUGGGAAGAGUGGAAAGUCCCCACGACGCAGGGCAGCCUCCAUGGACAACAACAGCAAGUUUGCUAAGAGCAGAGGAAGAGCGGCAAAGAAAAAGUUGUCCCUGCAGGGCGGCCCUGACGGAGGUGCAGACAGCCCAGGCUCCUAUUCCAAGUGGCCUGGCAGCCCCAACUCCCACAGCAACGACGACUAUGACGCAUGGAACAGCUUCAGGCCUCGGACUAGCUCCAACGCCAGCACUGUGAGCGGCCGCCUCUCACCCUUCAUGCCUGAGGAUGACCUGGGAGAAGCAGAUGUACACAUGGGUUACCCAGGAGCCCCGGGGGCAAAAAUGACAGCCACACUGCCCAGUCUUACAGAGAUGACAGCCUCUCUGGGACACAGUUCUGAAAACGUCAUGGAGAACCUUCUGGAUAACCUGAACUUGCUCUCACCCAAUAACUCACAGGUUGGAGGAGGGCCAACAACCCCUGGCUCCUCCCAGUCGUCCCCGUCCCCUAUGAUGCAGCCAAGCCCUGGGUACCCAGCAUACAGCUCCCCUGGCAUGGCUUCACAGUCACAGCAGGAGUACCACAAAUGUGUGUACGGUCAAGCAGGAAUGAACGCCAUGUCAUCCAUGCCGCUGCAGACUCUGUCAGAGAAUAAGCCCGGCUUUGGGCCCAGCAUGGGCCAGUACAGCUGCCCUGCAGGGCUUCUGAAGGAGCUGCUGACAUCAGACACUGACCAGCAUGGAGAGCUCAUGCCAUCAGUGGACACAGUGGUGUCUCAGUCCAGCGGAGGCUGCAUGUUGCCUCCAUACAGCAGCAGCCAGCAUGCAGCCAAACUCAUGGCAGGAGGGAAUGGUCACCCUCAUGGUCUUUCUCAUUCCCACCCCCACAAUGUACGCAGCCAAGCCCCGGCUACAUUACCAGCUAUGAAUGGUCGCUUGCUCAUGUCUUUGAGCUACAGUGGUGGAAACUCACGUUUGCCUACAGCUAAAAGCCCCAUGCAGAUGCCUUAUGGCCUCUCCAGCCACCUCAGUGGGGGAGGCAUGCCUGGUGGCUUUGGCCCACUUAACACCAACGGAUACGGUCGGCCGGGCAUGUCAGCACCUUCACAUGCAGAGAAACUGCCCAGUGACUUGGAUGACAUGUCCAUUGAGAAGUUUGAGUUUGACAUGGAGACAGUGCUCCAUGAAACUCUCAUGGAUGGAGAUUCACUGGACUUCAACUUUGAGCCAGUGGUGACCCAGCAAAGUUUCCCUCAUGGGGUGAAGACCACCACACACAGCUGGGUGUCUGGAUAGAACUUGUAAUGCAGAAAGAGUUCUACUCAACUCACUUAGUGUUAACUGUUUGGUAAAAGACUCAAACUGAGAUCACUUGGGACUUAAAAUCUCCUCAUCCCAGCAGCAUCUGCAGGUGUAUUUCAGCAACAUUCCUGUUUCAAACAUAUUUCUCAGAUCAGAUGACUUCAGCAGACUGAGAUUGGUCGUGACCUGCUCUGGACAAAUCACAGUCAGAUGACCUAAGGAUUUUUUCUCAACUAUCAAAGUCUGUAAAAGUGCCAAACAUUUUGCCUUAACAAAAGAGCCAAACUGAAACACACAUUUCUGGUUUACACACAGAAGUUACAGAUGCUUUGCAGUAGUUGAAUACUCAACUUUUGCUAGUGACACUGCCAAAUACAUCUCAACAUCAUCACCAUCAGCAGCAGCACAAACCCAAACUGUUUACUGUGUGUCGUCAAUCAAGCUUUUUUAUGUACAAGUAAUAACUGAUUACCGCUCUGAAAGAAAGACGAAGGUAAUCUGGCUCAUAUAUUUGUGGACUGACAUGCUCUUAGGUGAGCGACAUCUCAAAGGAUUUUUGCAUGAUGUUACAUAAUACCAUACUUCUUACAUGAAUGUACAUAGUAAAAUCGUACAGUUUGUAAAAUCAGGUCUCUUGUUGUGUAUUUUUUAUGUUUGUAAAUAGUGUUUACAGAAUGGAAGCAAAAAUUAAGCCAGCAUAGAAAUGCUCAGAGAGAAAACUGGAUCAGAUUCAUUUUAACAUCUUUGGUAGAAAAGUCAGUCAGGCUGUAAAUUUCCUGAUUUUCCUUUUUUUUUGUACAUACAUUAAGAAUGUCUAUUAAAAGGAUGUAGUAGAUGUUUACUAGAUUUAGCAUAUAUUUGAGACCUAAGUUAUUUGUGGUUAAUAUAGAUUUAUGUUGGUGCAUAAGCAGCACCCAGACAGCAGAAUUGUUCUGUGUGUUUGUCACUCUGUACCUUAAUACCACAGGGGCCUAUUUAUUGUGCCUAACAAAGUAGGUUUUGACUGCCGGCUUGAAGGGUUUUACCAUUGUAAAUGAUUACGGUCCAGAAGAUACUCAAAUCCAGCAGUCUUGAAGAAGAGAACUCUUCUGUAGAACAUGAAAGUGUAAAUUGUUAUUGUUAAGAUUUCCUGAACACAUUUCGGUGCCGUGAAUGUUACAAGGUCGAAGCGGUUUGGAUAGAAGAUAUUUUCAGUGCUGGUGUUGUUUUCAUGCGAGUAACCAGCACAUGCCCUGUUAAAGUUUCAGAGCUUUUCAUCGCUUCUUUGUCUCAAAUGUUUGUAUGACUGAUGAUUCCUUUUUUUCCCAAAGGACACCGCUGAUGCUGUCUCAAAGAACAGCUUUACUGCUUUCAGUCUCCCUCCUACCUCUGCCUGCCAUUGGCUUUUCAAACAUUUAUGAUGGCGUCUUAACAGCUUUUUUUUUUUUUUUUAAUAACAAGCCUUUUAAUAUGAUUUAGUUUUCUCUAAAAAGCGCCACUAAGUGUUAAGUAUCUGAUCUUAGCUUGUAUAUUUGCAUAUGAAACUUGCUUUUCCCUCCUAAUGAUAUCCCAACAGAUUUUUUUAGCCUGAUAAUGAACUAUUAAAUGGAGUCUAAAAUAUGAAGACAUGUCUGAAAACAUGACUGCUUCCAAUUAAAUUAAUUUGUCUAAUGGCUGAAGACCAAGUAGCUUAGAGAUAAAAAAAAAAAAAAAAGAAUUACCAAAAAUUGCUUAUUAAUUACUUAAUGUUUAAUGUAUAAUUUAUCUGGAAACCAUAUUUAUCAGCAGGUAAUCCAGUGCUAUCAAGGACUCAGAGCAUGCAGGUUUUUGUUUAAGCCAUACAGCAAUUUAAUAGUGCAGAAAAAAGCCGUCAUUACUUCUGUCUUCUGGUUGAAAUGAAAACUUCCAUACUCUGGACCAAAUGACCUGAUUCAGCUGACGUAGAUUUAAAGAAAACUGUUAAAGAAGAGUAAAAUGAAAUUCUUACUAUUUCAAAAAAAGGCAGAGGGGACAUUAAAUAAGCUGCUGUUGUUUGGCUUUGUUGCCAGGUGUUGCCUUUUCUUACCCAAACAUGCCAUAGUGUACUAUAGCCAAAUUUGCCUUUAAAAAUAAAAGCGAUAUAUUUAGCGUUUUUAUCAUGUGAUGUGCUCAGAAUUAUACAUAUAUAUAUAUAUAUUUGUGCCGGUCACUCAAGUCAGAGUUAACUGUAAUGAAUCCUUGUAGGUUUACUCUAAAAGUUAAAGAGCUGUACUAAGUAAAUUAUAUCUACAUUUUCAAAUGAUUGAAUCUAUGCAUUUAAUCCUUAAAUCUAUGUUGCGAUUCUUAUAUUUCUUGUUUUCCUUGAACUUUCAACAGAUAUUUUAUUGUAAUAUAGAACUGUAAGAUGGUAUGGUGUUGUCAUUGUCCAAACUAUGUUUCGGAUCGUUAUAUGGGGGAAAAAAUGAAGUUUAUUUAGAAAAUAGAUGAUGCGGUGAUUCAUGCGCUAAGCUUUUGUUAACUAAUAAUGUUCUUUUUCUUGUAUUCAGCUACGGUUUUUAGAAAAUAGCAGUAAAAAACAAAUCACAAAAAAAAAAAAAAAAA
Messenger RNA from Melanotaenia boesemani (Boeseman's rainbowfish), 4893 nucleotides. It is a transcript of the gene foxo1a, whose product is annotated as forkhead box O1 a. Gene Ontology annotation, biological process: regulation of transcription by RNA polymerase II. Gene Ontology annotation, cellular component: nucleus. Bases 322 to 2328 code for a protein of 668 amino acids. The transcript has 3 exons. NCBI's taxonomy places the organism in Eukaryota, Metazoa, Chordata, Actinopteri, Atheriniformes, Melanotaeniidae. Gene Ontology annotation, molecular function: RNA polymerase II cis-regulatory region sequence-specific DNA binding; DNA-binding transcription factor activity, RNA polymerase II-specific. The record is from RefSeq and is a predicted model, not a curated record.